Molecule: messenger RNA, 465 nt
Organism: Meleagris gallopavo (turkey)
Lineage: Eukaryota; Metazoa; Chordata; Aves; Galliformes; Phasianidae
Source: RefSeq, a predicted model, not a curated record
UAGGUUACGAAAUCAAUGCCAAGCUUUGUGAUUUGGUUUUUCCCUGUAGGGUGGCGUCCCAAAGGAUUGUUGGUAGCUCACCUUCAUGAACACAAAUCUGCAGUGAACCGCAUUCGGGUCUCUGAUGAACAUUCCAUUUUUGCCACUUGCUCUAACGAUGGCACAGUGAAAAUCUGGAACAGCCAAAAAAUGGAAGGAAAAACCACUACAACCAGGUCAAUUCUGACAUACUCACGGAUUGGAGGACAUGUCAAGACUCUUACAUUCUGCCAGGGCUCACAUUACUUGGCCAUAGCUUCAGACAACGGUGCUAUCCAGCUUCUUAGUAUUGAAGCUUCAAAGCUCCCUAAAUCUCCUAAGAUUCAACCAAUUCAAAGCAGGUAUGGGUAUGUACUUACAGCAGUUAAAUCUCUCUGCAGAACUCAAGCUGCUAGCGUAUCCCUUGCUUAGCGUGUGUUUGCUCCA